AUGCAUGAAGGAAUAUGUCAAUUUCCAAAUAUUCAUUUCUAUAAUGGCGAACUUAUCACAGAUGAAAUUGCAANGCUUACCAUUACGAAUUCAUCUGCUAAUGUUACACAAAUUAUUAAUCCAAAACCUCAUUUCGGUUUCCCAGUUGGUUUAGCUUUAGAUACUAAAAAUCAAAUAUAUGUUACAGAUGCUGAUAUUCCAUACGGUUACAUUCAUAUGUUUGCAUCAAAUGGUACUGAAAUAGGCAGAAUUUAUACAAACAAUCCACCAUUGAAGAAUCCUCAUGGUAUAGCUACAGAUUUACAAGGCAAUCUGUAUGUUGCUGAUAGUGGUAAUGUUCGUGUGAUUAAAUUAUUAACUAAUGGAACGAUAAUACAAAAUUAUCAAACGACACCACCAUUACAAUAUGUUUAUGAUGUUAAAGUGAGAGAUGACGGAGUUGUUUAUAUAUCCGAUACUGAGUGUGCAUGUAUCUAUGAGCUAACUAAUAAUGGUAAGCAUCUUGCAGUCAUAAAAUUAGAAACACAACAGCGUCUGGUCAAUCUGCUUAUUACUCUUUUUCCGUCUACGGCUUCUUCUGAUCCUGAUCUAUUAGUCACAAUGGCUGAUCCUUUUUCACCUCAAGUUAAUCGUUAUGCAUCAAACGGUACUCUAAUAGCAGCUUAUACUAUUCCGAUAUCAGCUUCAACUAGCUGGAAACCUUAUGCUUCUGUCAUUGAUGAAAAGCGUCUGUGGGUGAUUGUAGCGGAAUCAGGAGGAAGAAUUAUGUUUUUUGACUUAUGA
Rotaria sp. Silwood2 is the source of this 783-nucleotide messenger RNA. Lineage: Eukaryota; Metazoa; Rotifera; Eurotatoria; Philodinida; Philodinidae. The record is from the annotation of a GenBank genome assembly.